Exophiala xenobiotica is the source of this 831-nucleotide messenger RNA. RefSeq lists its product as uncharacterized. The transcript is spliced from 5 exons. The record is from RefSeq and is a predicted model, not a curated record. Gene Ontology annotation, biological process: protein import into mitochondrial matrix; protein insertion into mitochondrial inner membrane. Lineage: Eukaryota; Fungi; Ascomycota; Eurotiomycetes; Chaetothyriales; Herpotrichiellaceae. Gene Ontology annotation, cellular component: TIM23 mitochondrial import inner membrane translocase complex. The coding region runs from base 248 to 577 and encodes 109 amino acids.
GGCGUGCUCAGGCUGUUCACGGGCCGUUAUCUGUCGCAUUUGACAAAUUUUUGCCUGUCUGACUGUCACCAGAUUCCAACACUAAGAGGCCACGAGCAGGUGGAAUUCCAAGCGCGCAUCGGUCAUUCGGCGAGUCUGGCUGUCUGCGUCCCUCACCAUCCCAUCAUCUACCUUGCUUGCCUUGAGCACGAAAGUGCACCCAAACCCUCCAUUUCUUGCUUUGUGCUUGUUCGGGCAGGAAAUCAAGAUGCCUCCAAUGCCGCCUACCGCUCAGCGGCGUGGUCCGACAUGGUUCGAUAAAUUGAAGAUGGGUGCGCUGAUGGGAGGAACUGUGGGAGGCAUAAUGGGAUUCAUCUACGGCACGGUGACCAUCUUCCAAUACGGUGCAGGACAGGCAGGUGUGAUGCGUACACUCGGAAAGUACAUCGUAGGAUCAGGAGCGACAUUCAGCGUCUUCAUGGGCAUAGGCAGCCUCAUCCGAACCGACUCGCCUCAAAUGGCAGCCUCGGUAUGGGCUCGAUCCCAGUAUCCUCCUUUGGUAUACCCCAGACGAGAUCGACCUCAGACUCAGCGGUGACUUGCGAACAGCUUGGAAAAAGAGCACAUUAUUGCACUGCGAUGUACAUAAGCACCUUUGGGUUUGGAGCCAUGAAAAGUCGACUACAGCCAAGCGAUACCCAUGAAAUAAUAAUGUCAAGAUUAUGCGCCAGUUGUAGAACUGUCUCCUUGAUUAAAUCGACCUCGAAUAUACCACGGUCCAGGUCCAAUGUUGGUCCGCGACUGUCUUUCCUACGCUCAAAGUACCAUGCACGCAUUUACGAUAGAAAGAAC